CGGAAGAGUGACGUCACACGAUGAGGGCGGGGUGGUUGUCUGUAGACGGGCAUCAUCAUCAUCAUGCAGGAUACAUUGUCGCGGCUGCAAUGAUGUACGCGAACGAGUAAGAAGAGACGCUGCGGGCACGGCGAGAGAUUAUUUGCUUUUAAACCCAUUCCCACCAUUCUUUCAUUAUGUCGGGCGGGGAUCUUCGCGUCCUUUGCCAAGAACCUGGGCAGGAGAGCCCGAGGAUGCCGGCCUGGAAACGCGAGAUCCUGGAGCGGAGGAAGGCGAAGGGCGGCGGGGCAGGUGCCGAAUCGGUCGCAUCUCGACUUAACGGCGAGGUAACGGGAAGCAAAAGCAAGGAUGAUGUUACCGGCGCACAUUCCAGUCGGAACUAUACAAUUACUCCCGCCAGUCAGCAUUUUACUGGCAAGCCCACGACCAGAAGCCCGGAUCUGUCACCGGUGAAAACAAAAGACCACUGGCAGUCCACGGACUCGCUCGACACGGAGGAGAGAACGGUAAGAGACAACGGAGCGCAUGAGAGCAUGGUGCUGCAAGAGAGCUUGGGUCCGCUGCAAGAGAACCCGUUUAUUAAACUAGAGAAAGAGCGCAAAAAGCGUCAGAACCAAGAGAACGCCACCCGUCCCGUUCAACACAUCUUGGAGUUAUACGGUAGCGUUCCUGGAAUACGGACUAUACGCGCUGAUAAUAUCAUCAUUAUUGAAUCUGACCCGGAUUACUUUACGGAUGGAUGUAGUUUGAAGCACGCAUCAAAGGUGCAUGAGAAUGGCACGUUGAGCGGAUAUAGCUCUCUCAAUGACCUGUUAGACCGGAGAGGUAGUCCGGUUACCGAGAUACGCGCGAAGGAAGUGGUAGUUUACGAUACCGGGCUGAGUAAAAGCGAGGAGAACCUCAGUACACUCGGGCGCCCGGAUGCGGCCCCUAUGGAGUGUCAAGGUAGGGUCAGUCGCAUGCUCCAGAAAUUUGACAGGAAUUACGGGAAGUUUCAAACCAAGUCACGCAGCACAGAAAACCUCCUAGACUUUGAUUCUAGUCCUGUCCGUCCAAGCUCCAGAUCCAAACCCCAGCCAGAUGUGGUGCCAAAAGUUGUCCAGCAACCCGGAUCGCCUGUCCGUACUACAUACGGCAAAGUCUUCCAGAACAACCAACAGUCUUCCAUAAGCAAUCAUUACGACUCUCCUAGUGACUCGGGGAGCAGCACGCCUGCUUUGGGAUCCCCACUCUUAGUGUCUUCCACCCGUAGACGUUACGAGGGAAGUGGGGCCCGGAGUGCAACUGCUCAUCCCAUGGAAGAUGGUGAAAGAUCUCCGUCCAAGCUUGUUAGAGAAAGGGACUGGGACAACACAGAUGGAGCAUCCAAAGCCAAGGUGCCAUGCUCUACACAGAGCCACCGUGCCCGUGCCGACUGUACUCCCACAUCGCCCCCUUUAUCGCCCAGCUUUGAAAUACGCCCCUCCCCUCGCCCAGAUCUUUCUCUUCUUCCAGCUGGUGACAUUCAGGCCCGAGCGCUUGCCAACCUGCGUCUUCAGUCUCGUAAUUCUUUUACCGUCAUUCCCAAGGGUCGUGUUGCCAUCUCAUCCCCUGGAAGCACGGCACCCUCUAGUCCUGUCCUUUCACCCCCAUCCCCACGGCCCCUGGUGGGCGUGACCGUUUCAGACCCCGCAGUGCCAACUCCUGUUUUGCCCACACACUCUGCACCAAAACUCAUAGAAACGGUAAAUGUAGAAGCCAAAACAGAGCCUUCAAAACGCACCCCGUCUGCCACUCCCGAUUCACCUGUUCCAGCUUAUCCCCCUUCAGCUGGAUCACCUGUUAAAUCGGUCCCAUCUAAAGAGGAAUCGCUGGUUGAUAAACUGCCUGUCACUAACAUCGAUGACAUAGUUGUUGAGCCCACGCCGCCCCCACCAAGCCCUGCGGUGCAGAGGCGCAAAGGGAAUACGUUUACAGUCGUUCCAAAACGAAGGCCAGAUGCCCAGCCCUCCACUCCCGAUACCCAGGAGCCUUCCAGUGACUCUGUGGGCACACCACCUGCCUCAGAUGCCCCCUUCUCACAGCUGGGCACCCAGCUUAAAAAGCGCUAUCCUGCUGCAGAGGAGAUAGAGGUCAUUGGGGGCUACCUCUCACUUGGGCGAUCCUGCCUCUCAAAGACAGGUUCAACAGGAAAAAAGCUGAAAAUAUCCUUCAAUGAGUCUAGCCUGCAGAGCACUUUUGAAUACCCAUCUGAAAACAGCGUGUGGGACAGUGGAGAGGAGGAUGAGGAAGGAGAGGAAAAAGGAGGAGAAGAAGAUGGAAAUAUCAGCACCGGGAGGAUAAACAUUCCUCGCGCCAGCUACGCCGGCUCACCCAGUCACUCCAACAACACCACGGAUUUGUCCAGUUAUACACCUAAACACUCAAUGGAUUUUAACACAUGGCAAGAACACAAGCAUAGUGACCCUGCUGUCAGAGGGCAAGAUAAUUCACAAUCUACAAAGGAUGUCAUGCUGACACCUGCUGACAGCUCCUCACUGUCAGACUUCAGCAGCGAACCAGCCCUGUACUUCUAAGCCUUCUAGACGUCUGGGAGAUGUGGGACCAACCACUGCCUGUAUUCACCAGCCUGGAUACAAAGCAACAAGACUUCCUGAACAACAGGACCAGUACAAACCAGCAUGUAAACAUACAUUCCGUAUACUGUAUCCGUAUGGCACCAACAGCAGGACUGUCUACAUCCUACAUGACAGAUCUGCCAUUCACUAUCUAUUGCCACUGAUUGUGAUGGACUCUGCUCAUAUAGCUUGAAUAGCCAUUCAGCCAUUGAAUUCCACUCUUACGUCAUGUUCUUGCGCUAUAUGUAAUCCUAACCUCAUAAAAGUGACCAAAUUCACAAAAGAUGGAAAGCUGACCUUCUUGAAAAAUUAAAGGGACAUUUCUGAGUGUGUCUAAUGUGAAACCACAAAGAGGACAAUAGUGCAUAAAAAAAAUAAAUGAAAGAGACAUUUGUAUGUAUGACUGUUGAAGGGUGCCACGAUCAUUGUUCUUUGUGACUCUUUUUGUAUGUGCAUGUGUAGGUUUCUAUUGACAAAGCUCUUAAAUGACUCAUCCACAUUCAGUCAUGUAUGUUAGCUUCUAUAUACUGUAUGUGUUUUCUUCAAGACGAUAGACAUUUCUGAUGCAUAGACCGAAAAACUAAAUUAUACAGCAGAAAUGCUAACAAGAUGCUAAUUGACUUAAGCUAGCGUUAUUGGGGGUACAUUUCUUUUACUGUAAUAUUCUUGACAGGUUUUCGUGAGAUUUACACUUCAUGCAAUUGAUCUGUUUAGGGUUGGUGUUACCAACUAGAGCAAUUUGUCAGUAAUCACGUACUUAAUUUAUAAUUGUUUGUCUUUGUUAUUGCAGUACACAAUGGGAGUAGACAAUUUUAGACAUAAAGGGAAUAUUAUGUUUUGUUGUGAACGGGCACGCUGUAUGCAUGAGCCGUGUGUGUGUGAAAAGCAGAUCUGACUAUGUACACACAAUGCCAACAUACUCAUGUGUAUCAUGUCUAUUAACUGGCUUUGCUGAAUCUGCUGACUUGUUUCCGACAGUCUCUCUGACCAGUAUUCAUGUACAGUUUGUACGCUCUAUGAUGAGGUUUGCCUAGUUUAUGUCAUUUAUCACUUUUCAUAUGUUUAUUCAAACAACUGAAAUCGACAAUGGCACCAAGGUGCUUAGGGAACAUAUUUUUUAAAUUAUACGUGUACCAUCAAGUUACAUGAGGACAUCUUACAUCUCUGUCCUGUACUUUUGUAUUCAUUCAUUUGCACUCUUUUUGCUUUAUUUUGCACCUUAAAGAGUCAAGUUUGACAGCUGUAAGCUUCUGUCUUGGUUAAAAUAAUUGUAGUCUGUUGUAAUUUGUAUUCAUCCUCACAAACUGUUAGGUUCUCUUUUAGAUUUUUAGCAAUUAAAAACUGUCCCUGGUGGUACCAAAACUCAGACUUGAAACACAGAGAUAUGCUUAAUAGUCUUUGUUCACACUGCACAUUUCUUAUUUGUUUAUAUGAACAACCGAAAGUCCACACUGCUGUCCAGCGCUGUUUGGUCAUACCGUGUAGUCAAUAUCUGGUAUAUUAACAGUGGUUGCAAUAGUAACCACAUAAGGGUCAACACAAUGCCAUUAAAUAAGGAGUUCAGAUGCAAAACCCUCUGACGUUUACUUGUAAAUGAGCAUUUUCAUCAGGCUCUUAUGUUGAGGUUUAGCAAUUUCACUUUAAUGGCAAUGAAAAGGUUAUUAGUAAUGGAAAUGCCAUUUCCCCCACAAAUGUCAUUUUAGUAAUUUCAUUGGUAUUUAACAAAUUUGACUUUUUUAGUCUUUUGUUGCAAAACCCUCUUAAAGGCAUGCAAAUAUCUCCACUUCUAAAAAAAAAGAAAUUUCUUCAGACAAGACAUAGUAAACAAAAUCACUAAAGAUGCAACUAGAAGCAUUGCAAAUGAUGAAUGUCAAAAGGUAAAAAUAAAGAAACUGGACCACACAUUAAGAGGUGCUCUGAACCAUGUCCUUGCCACAUUCGGGUUGUAUUCAGGUCCUCAUUCAUUCAAGUACCCAAAAGGGACACAAGUUUGAAUGUCAUCCAAUUCGUUUCCAUGCACCCUUUGCUUAAAGGUGCAGUGUGUAAAUUUUAGCGGCAUCUAGUGGUGAGGUUGUGAAUGGCAACCAACGGCUCAGUCCACUGCUCACCCCUCGCUUUUGAAACACAUAGAGAAGCUACUGUAGCCACCACCGAACAAACAGAUCACCGUGGGAGACAACUUAGUGAAAAAAGUUUGUCUGUUAAGGGCUUCUGUAGAAACAUGGCGGCCCAAAAUGGCGACUUCCAUGUAAGGGGACCCUCUGUGUAUGUAGAUAAAACGUCUCAUUCUAAGGUAAUAAGAACAUAACGGUUCAUUAUGAAAGGUUUUUAUACACCCUUGAUAAUAUAGUUUUGUAUAUUUUUUGCAUUUCUGUCAAGAGAAAAAUUACACACUGCACCUUUACAUCGACGUGGCGUAUACAGGAUUUUGCCAACAAAGUGGUAUUCCUGAAUGGCCUGAGGAUUAAGUUGAUUUGAAGCAAAAGUAUUUGAUGAAUAUAUAAUACAUGCCAAGAGCAUUCGGUUAUUAUCAUUAUCUCAUUUUUGACAGAGUUGGCGUUUAGCAGCUUUUGCAUCUGAGCUCCUCAAAUAUAGAAGUAGUUGU
Molecule: messenger RNA, 5202 nt
Organism: Misgurnus anguillicaudatus (oriental weatherfish)
Lineage: Eukaryota; Metazoa; Chordata; Actinopteri; Cypriniformes; Cobitidae
Gene: tprn
Product: taperin
Molecular function (GO): phosphatase binding
Source: RefSeq, a predicted model, not a curated record